Molecule: messenger RNA, 933 nt
Organism: Trichoderma aggressivum f. europaeum
Lineage: Eukaryota; Fungi; Ascomycota; Sordariomycetes; Hypocreales; Hypocreaceae
Exons: 3
Coding region: 1-933 (310 amino acids)
Biological process (GO): intracellular zinc ion homeostasis
Cellular component (GO): membrane
Molecular function (GO): signaling receptor activity
Source: RefSeq, a predicted model, not a curated record
AUGGCGCUGUAUAGACGCUUAUCGCCCACCGGCAGAAGUGAGACUUUAGAUGGCUCCAGCGACGAGAAUGUUCGGGCAUCAAAAACGACGCGGCGACUGCUGACCGCCGGCGAAGUGCCGUCUUGGUAUGCUCACAACUCGUACAUUCGCACCGGCUACCGACCCGUCACCUAUUCCGCCAAGCGCUGCUUCGACAGCCUUGGGUAUUUGCACAAUGAGUCGCUCAAUAUUUACACUCACCUUGUGCCCGCCGGCAUUGCCGUCGUAGGCAAUUACGGGCUUCAUGUGUACUUUGGCUCUCACUACCCAAAUGCGUCCUGGAAAGACCAGCUGGUGUUUCACAUAUACUUGUCGACGUCGAUUAUCUGCUACGGAAUCUCGUCCAUGUAUCACAUGCUGCUUUGCCAUUCUGAGACGUGGUCGGGGCUUUGGGCGAGGUUGGACUAUGCCGCUAUUGUUUUUCAGAUUUUGGGGGCAUUCAUCUCGGGCAUCUAUAUAGGCUUUUACUGUGAGCCUAAUCUGCAAAGGCUAUAUUGGACGAUGAUUGGAACAUUGGGGCUCUUAACCGGCAUUGUUGUUGUAAGUCCCAGGCUUCAGAAUCCUCAAUGGCGUAUGCUCCGAGUCUUUGCCUUUGUCGGUACGGGCUUGUCUGCUUUUGCGCCUAUUAUACACGCCGCCACCAUCUUUCCGUAUGAUCAGCUGGAUAAGCAAGCUGGCCUUCGUUACUAUUAUCUCGAAGGCAUCUCCAUUCUGACGGGCGUUGUGUUUUACGUUACACAUUUCCCAGAGUCGCGAAUACCUGAGAAAUUCGACAUCUUUGGCGCGUCUCAUCAGAUUUUUCAUUCUUUUGUGGUACUAGGGGGUGUAAUCCAUUUUUACGGCAUUCUGAGCGCUUUCGAUUGGAACUAUAAUAACCCUCGCUGCGGCUUGUAA